Molecule: messenger RNA, 642 nt
Organism: Lecanosticta acicola
Lineage: Eukaryota; Fungi; Ascomycota; Dothideomycetes; Mycosphaerellales; Mycosphaerellaceae
Source: the annotation of a GenBank genome assembly
AUGAUCGCCAGCAUCCUGUGCAUGGUCCUCGGCGGGGUCGCCUCAACUUGGGCGCUGCCGCUCCCUGACAGCGGCGCCAACAGCAUCAGCGAAGAAGACCUGGUGAACAUCGCGCCGAUCACGGCUGCUUGCGAUGGGACCUGGGGAGGAGAAUGCCGACCAGCUUCUGAAGCCGCCCCUGCCAUCUCACAAUCCUUCGUCGACUACGCCGUCAAGACUUUCAAUACCCAAGCAGCACUCGUCGCGCUGAUGCUCUACGAGUCCGCAAACUUCAAAUACGCGAAGAACCACUACCCGGGGAUCCCAGGGCAGGGAACGCGCAAUAUGAUGUCCCCCACCAAUGUGGAGAAGUACGCCGAGUGGCUUGUGACAAACCAGCCGGACAGCGGUAUCACUGCGCAGGAGAUCUCCGAGGCAAAGGCGCAGGGCCCGACUGCUGUUCUCGAUCUUGUCAACGCGACCAACGAGUUGAGUUUUGGAUCUGCGGCUUGGUUUCUUACGACGCAGUGCGAUUCGAGCGUGCGAGCUGCUUUGGACGCUGGUACUGGCUGGGAGCAAUACCUUACGAGCUGCAUCGGCACGACAGCGACCGCUGAGCGCGCAGCGGUCUACGCGAAAGUCAUGGCGCUGAAGCAAUGGUAG